GUGGCCGCGUGAACCCUGUUCGGGACAACGAGGUUUAUUAGGGAAGUUUAGCUUCGCUCUCUCUCAGACUCUCUCACUCACACCAAAACCAGUUUCUUGAAUCAUCGACAGCUCUUUCUCAUCGAAAUUCCUUUUCUUGAAUCAUCGAUAAAUUGUUGAAACCAUCAUAAAAUAUGGUGAAAACAAAGCAUAAGAAGACCAAACCUCAAAAACAGGCCCAUAUCAAAAAGCAUGGAAAGCAUGCCGACAUUUCCGAAUUUCGUGCUCAGCUUGAUGCAUUGGGCUUAAAGAUUAUCCAAGUGACGGCAGAUGGUAAUUGUUUCUUCAGAGCAUUAGCAGAUCAGUUGGAAGGCAAUGAUGAGGAGCACGAAAAGUACAGGAGUAUGGUGGUGCAAUAUAUUUUGAAGAACCGUGAGAUGUAUGAGCCCUUUAUUGAAGAUGAUGUACCAUUUGACGAAUAUUGUCAAUCAAUGGACAAGGAUGGCACAUGGGCUGGACAUAUGGAAUUGCAAGCUGCUUCUCUUGUUACCCAUACUAAUAUAUGCAUACACCGGAAUAUGUUUCCUCGCUGGUACAUACGGAAUUUUGGAGACCGUGAAGCUCGAAUGAUCCAUUUAUCUUAUCAUGAUGGGGAACAUUACAAUAGUGUACGGUUAAAGGAAGAUACUUGCCUUGGACCAGCUAGACCAAUCAUAAUCAAGGCUGAUGCUGACGUUUCAGCAACAUCCCAUCAAGCAAAAGCUGCUGUCACCAAGUCUAAAGGGGAAGCUGGUAAGAAUUUUAUGCAUGCGGAACCCAUCAAAUUAGUCAUGGUUGGAAGUGGAUGCGAAAGUGAGAAAAAAGUUGAACAGGUUUUACAGCAAGUGGGUGGUGAUGUUGAUGCUGCUAUAGAGUUUCUCAUAGCGGAACAAGGAACAGAAGAGUACUUGGUUGAAAGUGAUAAUCUACCUUGUCCAGCGGAUUCUUCUCAUGGCGACGGUGAAAGAGGGUACUGUGAACCAAGCAAGGAAGAACUUUCAGACAACUCAUGCAAACUGGAUACAUCUUUCCAUAAGGAAAGAACUACUGAUAAUGACAGUUCUCAGCAGGAUGAGAAGAAAAUACCCAGAAACAAGGUUUGUCCAUGUGGUUCAAAGAAGAAAUACAAGGCUUGUUGUGGAUCAGUUGCCGGGAGAUCCUCUGCUAAAUUUGUAAUAAACCAAACUGUUGACUAUGGCAAGCGUCGAAAGGAAAGAAAGCAAGGCAAGAAAGGUGAAGCUGCUACUGUUGCAAACCACCAUGGAUGCGAAGGAGGGCCGCCUGACAUGGGUGCACUUUGUAUUUGAGCAUCAUCUGGAGAAGGUGCUUAUGCUGCUACAACUGAAAUAGACAUCUAUUACAGGUGUCACAGGUCAGUGAUGAGUUGUCUCUCAUUUAUGAACAUGUUUAACUGCUGAAAACUCAAAUAACCUUGCACAGUUCUUUUCCUUUAAUCACGUGGGCCCAGUUAUUGAUCUCUACAUAAUAAGUUUCUUUCAACAUUUAUUUUUCGUGAAAAACAUUGCAAAAACCAUAAAGAGAGAAAAACAGUGAAAAGGAAGUACCACAAAAGAAAAAGUCAGCCACUGUUCCUUUUUCUCUCUUUCCCUAGCGAGUUUUGAUUCUAGUGAGUAUAACAACAGUUCUUCUACCCUAGAAAAGAGGCUUACCACUUACCCCUAUACAUCAUAACUGUAUGCAGAGUGAAGAUGUAAUUGAUCAUCUACUUUUCAACUGUACAUUUGCCAAAGAUCUAUGGUGCUGGUUUCUGCAUUUUCUAAUUGGAAUCGUACUGGGAUGACUCUCUUCAGCAACUUUUCAACUGGUCUGUUGACAAAUUCGAAGCUGAUUCUAAGAAGACCUCUUCUGUAGAAUGAUACUUCUAUUUUGUGGAAUAUUUGGAGGGUAAGUAACCAAAGACUCCAUCAAGGCCGUUCUUAGAAUGCUCAUCAUCUUCUUGCUAGGCUAUUCUUAAGUUUCCAUAAUUUUAUCAAUGGUGAUGGGUUUGGCCGACCUCAUUCAUAUGGGAUUAAGGCAAGGAUGAUGAUGCUGAUGAGUUACUCCUUUCUUCUAUUGUACGGUGAGGGUAUGCCCUCACCUAAAUCCUUUCACUUUUCUACUUUUAUAGUAAUACAAAUUUCCCAUUGAGGCAAAAAGGAACAAAAGAAAAAAGAAAAAAAAACAACAACAGUUUUUCUUGCUUGACAUGCAUUUAGAUAUUAGUAUUAGACUUAAACCUAUGAUUCCUAUGAAUAUCAUUAUUUUAUAUUUUUAGAAUAUCCAGAGGGAAUGCUGUAUUGCUAGACUUUUGUCUCAGACAUAAAAGCAUGUCUGAUCAUGGAAUGGUAAUGGUAUGGAGUAACUGUCGUCAUUUAAAAAGUGAUUGCUAAGCAUGCAUAUAUAUUUGGUUCUUUCAGUUCAAUUGUGCUUUGAAGUUUUUGUACUUGGUGUCCUUUUGCAGAAAUGAAAAUGAAAUGUCUGAAAUUUUUGGAAGGAAAUGAAAUGGACAUUGUUUUUUAUUUUUUUGAGGAAAAUCAGAAUGUGGUCAAGGCUACAAUGUAAUGACAAAUUGCAUGGCUUGUUAAUGGUGGUUAAUUCAGAGUGAGGAAGGUAGUGUGGGCAAGAGGCAGGAUUCCCCAUCAACUUUGAAUUCCUAAUGUUUGGGGCUCUUUUUUUGUUUGUUUGUUUGUUUUACUUGUGCACAUUUCACAAUUGGCCACUGCGGGGCUCGAAUACCUCACUUUCUCUUUGAGGGAGGAGAAGUUAUACCAUUGUACUUUAGGAGGAGGAGGAGAAGUAAAAGUAGAAGGUGAAAAUACUAAUAGGCUACAACACAUCGUCCUAUGAGAACUUAAAAUACUUUAGAAGGUGAAGCUUUGGUGGCAUGUUACUGCUUAAGUGGGUAUAAAACACAGAUCACAUGAAAUUGUAAAGUUCCCUCAUUUUUGGUUGAGAAUGUAUUGGCUUUUCAAAUGAAGAUUUCCCAACAAUUUUGUUGUCAUGUAUUCUAUGAGAAAAGCAAUCUUAUCAA
Messenger RNA from Cornus florida, 3049 nucleotides. Its product is annotated as OVARIAN TUMOR DOMAIN-containing deubiquitinating enzyme 7. NCBI's taxonomy places the organism in Eukaryota, Viridiplantae, Streptophyta, Magnoliopsida, Cornales, Cornaceae. The transcript is spliced from 12 exons. The record is from RefSeq and is a predicted model, not a curated record. Gene Ontology annotation, molecular function: cysteine-type deubiquitinase activity. Gene Ontology annotation, biological process: protein deubiquitination. The coding region runs from base 174 to 1325 and encodes 383 amino acids.